This is a messenger RNA of Capsicum annuum, 750 nucleotides long. RefSeq lists its product as uncharacterized. The transcript is spliced from 2 exons. Lineage: Eukaryota; Viridiplantae; Streptophyta; Magnoliopsida; Solanales; Solanaceae. The record is from RefSeq and is a predicted model, not a curated record. Bases 1 to 750 code for a protein of 249 amino acids.
AUGGAAAAAUUACGGGCAGCAGGUGUUUGUUUGGAAGGAAAAGCCUUAAAUUGGUAUUAUUGGAUGGAAUCUCGACAACAAAUGUCAACUUGGGAAGACUUCAAAAGAGAGUUGUUGAACCGAUUUCAUGAUACUCAAAAGAUCAACCAAUUUGCUGUCGUAAUGGGGCCGAGGCAGAUUACCACAGUCGCUGCGUUUCAUGAAGAAUUUGAAAAGGUGUCAGUAUCUAUGACUGAGCCAUCUGACGAAAUGUUAUCAGGAGCAUUUCUGAAUGGAUUGAAAGAGGAAAUUCGAGCAGAAGUGAUGCUGUUACGGGCUCAAACAUUGAAGGAGAUAAUGGAGAUGGCUCAAAAGGUGGAGGAUCGAAAAUUCUGUUUUGCAGGAAGUUCAUGCAAUAAAUCAGUUGGGUUUAGACCUAAUUAUCCCCGAGUUGCAAACAUACUUGAAACACGUGACUCAAGAACUGGAUCAGCAGGUAGUAGCACUGAUUCACCAGUGCAUACUGCGGCAAAAUUAGAGGGACAAUUCAGAAGGUUGUUCGAUUCGGAAUUUGCUCGAAAAAGACAACAAGGGUUAUGUUUCAGAUGUGAUGAAAAAUUUGGCCCCAAUCAUCGUUGUAAAAAUAGGCAGCUUAACCUAUUAAUUAUUUUGGAGUCACCUAAUAUAGAUGAAGGUGAUGUGGACAAAUUCUUUGAGUCUACCGGAGAAGAUGCAGUUGAAAGGGAAUCUAAGAGUACUACGAGAGUGUAG